AGCCUUCGCCGCGUACCACCUAGUCAUUUCGUAGUAGCGCUCAGUCGCGUUCACGUACUUACGUACGAGCACGCUCACUCGUGUACAACGAAUUCAACCGACUAGUCCGAGACCGGCUGUGACGGACAUAAUAGUAUGAAGGACAUCCGGUCGCAGUUUGAGAAAAAUGGCUUCGUCGUCUUGGAAGAUUUCUUUCAACCGGAAGAAAUCGAUGAACUUAAAUUCUGCGGGGAAGAAUUUACUAAAAAUUUACCGCCGGAAAAUGAGAGAAACAUUUUUAAUUCGAUAGAAUCGCAACAGAACAAAGAUAAAUAUUUUCUGGACAGUGCUAAUAAGAUCAGUGUAUUCUUCGAAUCCGAAGCUCUAGACGAUAAUGGAAAGUUAAAAGUUCAUCCUAGAGUAUGCCUUAAUAAGGUAGGUCAUGCUCUUCAUUGGCUUCAUCCCACUUUUAGAAAAUACACUUUCGAUGAAAGAGUUAAGGAAGCAGCUUUUCAACUGAAUUACGAAGAACCAGCUGUUUGUCAAUCAAUGUACAUCUAUAAAAAUCCGGGAAUCGGAUCAGAAGUAAUAAUGCAUCAAGAUGCAUCGUAUUUAUAUACGGAUCCAGUGAAACUAGUUGGUUUUUGGAUCGCUUUGGAAGACGCUACUCAAGAAAAUGGAUGUCUGUGGAUCGCACCAGGUUCUCAUCAAAGCGGCGUUCAUCGACGUUAUAUAAGGAAUAAGGAUCCAGAUUCUAAGGAUCUAUUGAUAUACGAUAAACCUGCACCUUGUUAUCAACUUAGUAACUUUCGACCAAUACCAGUUAGCAAAGGGACUUGUAUUCUUAUUCACGGUCAAGUAGUACAUUUUUCGUAUCCAAAUAAAAGUGACAAAUCGAGACAUGCUUAUACGUUUCAUGUAAUCGAGACGCAACAUAUUUCUUAUUCGAAAGAAAAUUGGUUACAACCGCCUCCAGGAGGAUUUUUAAAACUAUACAGAAAUUAAAUUCACAAAGGUAACGCUCUACAUCUCGUUAGAGUGUUAUCAAAUUGCUUUGUUAAACAUUGCCAGGUAUCAUAAAAUAAUACCUAUUUGCUAUUCUGGCUGUGCAUUUUUAUUUUUCAUGUUGUACAAAGAUUCUUAUAUUAUAUAAAACUGUUAAUAAAAAUAUUUAAGAUAUCAA
This is a messenger RNA of Apis dorsata (giant honeybee), 1162 nucleotides long. It is a transcript of the gene Phyhd1, whose product is annotated as phytanoyl-CoA dioxygenase. The transcript is spliced from 5 exons. Lineage: Eukaryota; Metazoa; Arthropoda; Insecta; Hymenoptera; Apidae. The record is from RefSeq and is a predicted model, not a curated record. Bases 136 to 984 code for a protein of 282 amino acids.